AGAUUUGAUUUUUGUCUAAGACUAGAGUCCCAACUGGGCGGAUUGUUCUAGAAUUGCCUGUUGGAAUGUUGGAUGAUGACCAAGGUGAUUUUGUUGGCACGGUAGUUUGUGAGGAGUCAAGGGCAAAUUUCUUAUUGCCAUCUCCAAUAACUUCAUCAAAUGAACUUGUCAUCGUGUGGGACCCAGAACUGGGCAGGAUAAAUACCUCUGAACACAAGCAACUAAAGUUGGCUAGGAGUUUAACUCGUGGUAUUAUUGACAGGGAUCUUAAGCCAAGCUCUAAUGAACGGAAGAUAAUCCAAAGAAUUUUAAAAUAUCCACCAACAAGGGCUUUGAGUGGAGAUGAAAGACAGCUGCUUUGGAAAUUUUGCUUCUCAUUGAUGUCUGAUAAGAGGGCACUAACAAACUUUCUAAGAUGUGUUGAAUGGAGUGAUGUUCAGGAAGCAAAGCAGGCAAUCAAACUAAUGGUAUGCUGUCACAGUGAUCUAGGCUGCUGUAUUGUAGCCUUAUCACUCACUAGGCUUAAUGGCAUAGAGAAGCUUAUAUUUUUAAAGGAGAACAAUGUUGGCACUCUUAUGGCUCCAUCUGGAAUUCAUACUAAUGCUUCUCAACCUUUUAAUAGAUCAGCUUUAUAUGAUAUUUCAAAUUAUAAGUGAAUAAAUGUGUGAAAAAUUUUAUAUCAUUAUUAAAAUUUAGAUUGGUUUUCAUAUGUUUUACAUCAUUUUUAUCUUCAUCUUUAUGUUUUGUUUUAUGUUAAUCUCCAACUUAUUUGCUUAAUCCUUUUGAGCAUAGUGUCAAGAGAAAGAAAAACUGUGAUGAUGUUGUUUUCCCUGUCAUUGACUCUAGCCAAGGACAGAAGUUAAGGAAGGAAAGUUUUGAUUUUUUUAGAGCUUGUGCAACGAAAUCAUUAGUCUCUUCUUCUAUAACGUUACUUAGAUAUUAGGGACCCUAUAUACAAAUCCAAGUAUUGUGGUGCAUUAAUGUGGUAUGAUGAGCGAACUAAGAAAGAUCGCUACCCAAUCAAUCCAGAAUUCACUUUGUGUUGUAUGAAUGGCAAGGUUCAAUUGCCUUUUCUCAAGCCUGCUCCUGAUUUACUCACCCAUUUACACAAAGCCGAAUUUCCUAUGCAAUCUUAGGGUGUAUAAUAUGAUGUUUGCAUUUACAUCUUUUGGAGGUAAAGUUGAUCCGUUGAUCAAUCAAGGUUCAAAUCCUCCUAUUUUCAGACUUGGGAGUCAAAUCAUCAUUAUGUGGGCAGUCUUCUCCUUGUUCCAAAUGAGAGUCCUAAAUUUGCCCAACUUUACAUCUUUG
Molecule: messenger RNA, 1308 nt
Organism: Rubroshorea leprosula
Lineage: Eukaryota; Viridiplantae; Streptophyta; Magnoliopsida; Malvales; Dipterocarpaceae
Source: the annotation of a GenBank genome assembly